This is a messenger RNA of Plenodomus lingam JN3, 1413 nucleotides long. The record is from RefSeq and is a predicted model, not a curated record. Lineage: Eukaryota; Fungi; Ascomycota; Dothideomycetes; Pleosporales; Leptosphaeriaceae.
AUGCCACCACCAACCCUGCUCCAGACGCACAUCUCACGUGCCCUUCGAUUACUUGACCGCCGCCUCUGCCGCCCCUGCCGCCGCUGCUGCUGCUGCUGCUGCUGUUGCUACUUGCGCCCUCGGACCACGCGACCCUAUUCUGCCGUGACCGCUGCUCCACCGCGAACAGAGCACUUCGAGGUCCCAUGUCGUUCCAACGGCUCCAUCACCAUCGAGAAAGCAUCGCCCAUUCUCAUCUAUCUGCCACCAGGUCCCGUGCUCCCGGGCCAUGCUGAGGAAGAGGAGCACAUCAUGUCCUCCUUGGCUGCCUCGAGUGCUGCAACCAUAGCACGCAUCAACUACCGCGCAUCCGUAGCCCAUCCAUAUCCCACGCCCUUCCACGAUGUUGUAACUGGCUACGACUGGAUAGUAGACAACUUGCUCCGUGAUGAAUUUCAUCGUCCCCAUCUCGGACGUCUGGGUGUCUGUGGGCAACUGGUGGGAGGCUCACUAGCGACCAUGCUGGCCUUGACCGAAUGUCGAGUGGGAGAAAAUCGCCUCGCUGCUGCUGCAGUAAACAAUCCUAUCGUCGACUGGGUCUUCCCAGACGAGCUGCCAUCUGUGGGUGCCUCAGAGCUGCCUGAGCCCUCAGGUGCAGACGAUACGGCUUUCCCAGCUGAUGUUGAAUCUGCCAUCCCACAGCCUUUGACAGCAUCAAUUCGCAAACAGAACAAGCCAGCCACCAAGAAACCCUCGCUUACGGCCUGGCAAGCUCAUGGUGACAACGCUACAAUACCUACAUUGACUCUAUCUGCCGAGCGUGACAUGUUGUUUCGCAGGCCUGGUGACUACUUUGAUCGCUUCGCAUCGCCAAUUCACUUUUUUCGCUCCCCGCAUGCGCACAUGAUCUUCCCAGAGCAAGACGACAUGUCCGCUUCGCAACAGCCCGAGGACCUCCUCGAUAGAGAAGCUCAGUUUGCUCUCAAUCAUCAUGCGUCCGCUGCUGGUAAGACCAAAGCAUCGCCUGUAGUGGCUACGCUAUCAAGGUGUCGCGCUUAUGCUCGUAAUUACCCACCAGCUGGUAGUUUUUUGAAGCUACCGGUUUGGCAUAUUACUACGGGCCUGCAAAGCCCCCUUUCAGAUCAGGCACUGGACUUGGCCAAAGGCGUUCAACGAAGUCUUGCACGUCAGAGGCUCAAGUCACAGUCAGGACGCACGCGAUGGCUCGAUGCGGCGGAAAAGAAAGUGUACGAGCAGUGGGCCCAGGAACAGGUGCAACUACAAUCACAACAGGGCAUCGGUCUAUGGUCGCCGUCGGACAAGGACGAGGACGAGAACUGGACAGCACCGGUUACAAGAGUGGGCAUCUGGAUGAAGCAACGUCUAGAAACAGAUUUUGUGCGAAAAGGCACAAUGUGCCCAAGACCUAAGUGA